GAAAUGUGGAGUGUAGUGAUUUUGAAACUCAGAGAGGCUGCAGGUUCUGAUCUCCGAGCUGAUCACUCUGGUUUAUCGGGUGAAAUUUCUGUAUUAUGGCUUCCUCGCAGGAGAAGGGCUUCGGCAGGGCGCUGUGUAUCAUCACCGGGGCCUCUAAGGGCUUCGGCUGGAGUCUGGCUCGGGAAAUAGCGCCGCUGCUGAAGCCGGGCUCCGUGCUGCUGCUGGCGGCCAGAUCCGGCGAUAAGCUCCAGACCCUGCAGGCGGACCUGGCCGCGUCUGAGGCGGGCAGCGCCGGCUUGCAGGUCCGCUGUGUAGUGGCAGACCUGGGGCAGAAGGAGGGAGUGGAGAGCGUUAUAGCUGAGGCCAAAGAGACGCGCUGCGAGGAUAUCGACCAUCUCCUUCUCUUCAACAACGCAGCUUCACUUGGUGACAUCUCUCGUUACGCACAAAGUUUCACCGACAUGAGCGAAAUGGACUCCUACUUGUCUUUCAACGUCAGCUCAGCCUUGAGCUUGACUUCAGGCAUUCUUACUGCAUUUCCACAGCGCUCUGGCCUUCAGCGCUGUGUGGUGAACGUGAGUUCACUAUGUGCCGUGAAACCCUUUCGUUCGUGGGUGAUGUACUGUACCGGAAAAGCUGCACGAGACAUGAUGUUCCGUGUACUGGCUGAGGAAGAGCCGGAGCUCAGGGUGCUCAACUAUGCACCAGGCCCUCUAGAUACAGAUAUGCAGCUCCAGGCCAGGUCCACCUCAGCAGACGAAAACAUGAGGAAGUCUUUUGCAGACAUGCAUGCAGAGGGCCGCCUACUCACCUGUGAGGAGUCUGUUGCCAAGCUGUUGAAGGUCUUACUGGAAGACGACUACCCCUCUGGAACUCACCUGGACUUUUAUGAUAUGUAGGUGUGUUGGUGAAAGACAAACUACAAUGUUGACUAGAGAUUCCCUGAUACCAGUGGCAGUGCUGGCCUCAGUAUUCCAAAAUUAAAGUACUUAUUAUUGAAAGAACAUGGGUGUCAGUGACAAGGAUAUAGCUAUUCAUAUUUUACCAGUAGGUUAACCCUAACCGUGUUUACAAAAGCUGUUUAUAUGCCUGACAGCAUAGUCUGAUUCUGUAAUUGAACACAAAUUAAGACAUUCCAGCCAUUUAAGAUGAUUAGUAACGAUUUAACACCUACCACUUUAUAUUUUAUACAAAUAUUUUCUGUUUUGGACAAAGAAUUAUCAUAAUAGUAGGGCUAGACAAUAUAUUGUCACUAUCAAUAAAUUGAAAACCAUUUAAUACAAUAUAUUCCAAUUUAUUUUCAGAAUAUCAUGCCAAUAUAGCACCAUCUGAAUGCACUUUAUUUCUGAAAAUGAUUGUGCAUGGAUGGUGGAAAUGGUUAGGUUUUGGAAAUACACUCAAUAGAGUACAGUCUUGCCCAAAUUAUGCUGUAGAAACAUUGCAAUUAAAUAAUAAUUUAAUUAAUUAAAAAAAAUGUAAUUAAAUAAAUAAUUUAAAUAAUGAUAAAGUGCAAUUUACUAAAUACUUACUUGGGUACACAGGUAUAUAUUUACUAUUUAAAUAUGCCAUAUGUUUAAUUUAUGGUGUUACAAAUUAGUACUGAUACUUUAACAUUAUAUUAUAUUACAUGCUACAAAAAAAUGUGCAAUAUAAGUACUAGUUUAAAUAGUCAAAUAGACUAAUACAGACUCAUAUUAGCCUGAAUCAGACCACGUUUUAAAGAGAAAAGCUCAGCUGAACUAAAACUUAUUCCAAACAACUUUAUAUAAGUGAUUCACUGUCUAAUCAGAAAAUGUCCCUAGCUAGUGUGGAUAUAUUUGAGUCAGAGAGACAGUUUAACUUCAGUACUGUCAAAUAAAAAGUCCUAUUUGAUACCCAGAUAUGCAAAAUAUUUAACAGCUAGAUCAAACAAUAAAAUAUCUCUGAAUUAAAGAGAUUUUAAACUUGAAAAUCAAUCCAAUCACAGUCUUUUUAUUACCUGUUUAAAUAUUCAUUCAUUUGACAUAUCAGGGCAGUGUGAUGUUCAGACACCCAUGGGAUAUUUCUGUCCUUAACCCUGAUGCCAGGACAGAAGAAAAUCUAUAUGCUUGUCUUUCAUAUAUAUUUUGAGGAAAUUCUGGGGCAAUCCAAUCUGUACUGAAAGCUUUAAGAUCUCUGGGGCUCUUUAGUAUUGACUAUUGCCAGGUCGUUAGGGGCUGGCUUGUUUUAGCUUUGCCUGGCAGUAUUUUGGUGAGUACUUAAAACUUGAACAGAUAGUAUCAGUGCAUCUCUAGCUUUGACCAAAUCCAGUAGUUGUUACAUUCCAAAUUAUACUUGUGAUUAACAUAAUUAAUCUCGUCUGAGUUGCCAAUUUCUCUGUUAUGUGUCUGUCGUAAUUCUAAUGAAACUGUUACUUUGUUCUUAAAAGCGUAGCACUUGGUGCCUUAUACAUUUAGUACUAUUUAAAUUCAUUCUUUAUAAUUGCUAUAAUUAUUUAUAAUUAUUAUUAGUAUGUUUUUUUUUUUAGGAAUUGACCGUGAGAAAUCUUUCUCAAACGGAAUUAUUUGUGGCACAUAUAAUACACUGCAUAAUAAAAAAGCAUUAAUUUCUCUGGGCUUUGUCACAUUGUGACAGUUCUGAAUACAGUACAUUUGAUUGGUCUGAGAAGGUGGUGCUGAAGUGCAACAUCUAGGAUUGACUGAAAGAAUCGUAAAAGUAUAUGUAAUUAAGUGGCCAUUAACAUAUACUGUGUUACAUUUUUCUGAUCUGCUUUCUUUUCUGUUACAUUUCUGGUUUACACAUUCCUGUACUGUUUUGCAUGAAAUUCACUUUCCCAAAAAUCUUUACAUCUAAAAGUGCUUGUUUACAUUGCCUUAUUUUCGUUUUGUAUUCUGAAUAAUGUAUUUGUAUACAUUAAAAUACAUCUCAGCACCUCACCAGCAAGUCUUUACAGUACCAGCUUGCUGCAUGUUUACCCAAAUGUAUUUGGUUGUUUAAUAGACUCUGUGCCAAUCAAAACUUAAUUUUUUAAUCACUUAUUGUUUGUUUUGUCUUUUGUUGUCUUGUUGAAGAUUGAAUGUUUUCUUUCUUAUCUCUUCUAUAGUUUUUUGUGGUAAAUAUCAGUGUAAUAUAAUUAUACACACUACUAAUUUUCUACAAAUAAUGCUAGAAUUGUUUCCCAGUUAUAUCUUACUUACAGAAUAAAUCUCUCUUUUAAUCUGAAUUGA
This is a messenger RNA of Astyanax mexicanus (Mexican tetra), 3206 nucleotides long. RefSeq names its product sepiapterin reductase a (gene spra). Gene Ontology annotation, biological process: tetrahydrobiopterin biosynthetic process. Lineage: Eukaryota; Metazoa; Chordata; Actinopteri; Characiformes; Acestrorhamphidae. The transcript is spliced from 3 exons. Bases 96 to 899 code for a protein of 267 amino acids. Gene Ontology annotation, molecular function: sepiapterin reductase (NADP+) activity. The record is from RefSeq and is a predicted model, not a curated record.